Lacerta agilis (Sand lizard) is the source of this 6583-nucleotide messenger RNA. Its product is annotated as rho GTPase-activating protein 39-like. The record is from RefSeq and is a predicted model, not a curated record. Gene Ontology annotation, biological process: signal transduction. Gene Ontology annotation, molecular function: GTPase activator activity; protein binding. The transcript is spliced from 10 exons. Bases 112 to 3204 code for a protein of 1030 amino acids. NCBI's taxonomy places the organism in Eukaryota, Metazoa, Chordata, Lepidosauria, Squamata, Lacertidae. Gene Ontology annotation, cellular component: cytoplasm; cytoskeleton.
GGGAUCGGGUUUCACAUCCUGAUCCCGACUCGUUCAGGAGCAGCAGCAGCCUUCGCUAAGCCGGAGGGGCACAAGGAGGGAAGCCCGGGCGACGCGGCCCGAGCGGAGGACAUGGCGGAAAGCUCAGAUUGGGUGGAGAUCAUCGAGCCCCGUUCUCGAGAGAGAAUGUAUGUCAACUUGACAACCGGCGAGUGUGGCUGGGAGCCACCGUCCAACCUCAGAGUUCGUCAGUCAGAUGAGAACCAGUGGUGGGAGCUCUUUGACCAAAACAACAACCGUUUCUACUACUACAAUGCCAUCACACAGCAGACAGUGUGGCAUAGGCCACAGGGUUGUGACAUUGUGCCACUGGCUCAGCUCCAAGCCAUGAAACGCAAUUCCAAGUCUGACUUCAGGACAUCCCAGCACAGGGGCAGCACAAGUAGUGACGGGCGAAACACUCCCGUCCAGAUGGCUCUCUUGCAGGAGAUGGAGAAGGGUAAAGAGGACAACAGCUUGGAGAAGAGACCAGAGACUGGAAGAGACACCCCUACCCGGUGGCAGCCUUUACCAGGGACUAAAGCAGCCAUGCUGGUCAAAGUCAACAGUCUGAGACAAGUUAAUUCCACCUCGAGCAAUUCGCUUCAGAUGCAGAACAGCGCAGAAUCCAGCAGCCAGAAAUCUCUGCAUGCAAAACAAGUUAUAUAUGCCCAACCUCAGGCUAUAACCCCAAAUCCAGCAAUGCAGAAACCAGCAGCUUCAGCAGAAACAAAACAGUCAAUGCAAAUUAAGAAGACAGAGAAUGGAGGGUUUUGUCUAGUGUUAACUAAUGGGCUCAGUAGUCCUUCAGGAAGUCAGACUCAAACAUCACAGCCUUCAUCUCCGAAGUAUGCUUCUCCAGCACCAAUAUAUGAUGAGCCAUCAAUUGAUUCCCCAAUUUAUGAUGAGCCCCCUGUAGAUAUGGACACUGGGAGUGUAAAUGUGAAUGGGACAACUCCACAAAUGUCGCCAAGCAACAGCUUAAAUAAGAAACCCCAACCAGUUAAAUUAUUACAGCAUCCAAGUAUGCAGCAGCACCAAGCUGGAAAAAAGCAUGUGAGAAACCCAUCUGCAACAGAGUACAGCCCUGUUGGAAGAGAAUAUAUUAAACAUAUGGUCAAUGUUGACCAAUCAUCCAGAAAUCCUAACUCUACAGGUGUGAUAGUUGAUGGCGUUGCUAAACCACAGCUAGGGCAGCUUAGUUCCCGGGACAGCUUCAAACACUCUUGGAAAAUCUUGGAGGCAAACGUUCUCAAAAAUAUGGAGGCCCACCACAGUCGGCAAAACAGUCUUCAGGUUCAAGAGUAUCCUACAGUUAUAAGUCAGCAAGACUCUGGCUAUUCAACAGGACCUUCUCCAAGCCUGAGAAAGAGAAAAGGAAGGCGACAGGCUCCUGGCCAGGGAAGACCUGGCUCUGUGGGCAGCAACAGUGAACUCAGUGCUCUGAAUGACAAGCUGAUUGCAGAAAUGCGUGCUGUGGUGAAUCGAUCAGCAGCCUGCAGAGGAAGUAAAGGUAGCUUAGAUGCAGAAAUGCUGGAAAACGCUAGUUUGCCAGAGGGUAACAAAAUUAAGUUUCAGUCGGAGCGCUUGAAAAAAUGUAAUAGCAGGAGCUCAAGAGAUGAUGUGACUUCUAGUAACAGGUCAUUAUACAGACCUCGAAUGGACAGUAGAGGGAGCCUCUCAAAUGACCCAGCAGUACAGCAAGACACUGUGAGGCAGAAGAGAACCUACGAAAAAAUAGAUUCUUUAGAAAAGAAUGUGUCCAGUCAGAUAAAUAUGUCUUCGUCUGAAUCAGCACAGAUACCAUCCCAGCCUGGAACAAUAAGGCCUGAUUCCCAGCAAGAAAAUAAUGACCAGCCUGGCACCAACAUGGGGUAUCAGUUUCCCUUCCACACCAUACGAAAGCCUAUCUCUCAAAGCAGCAUGGCUGACUGGGCCUCGAAAAACCUAAAUAUGCACACUCAGGGCAUCUUUCGCCGAAGGCUCUCCAUUGCCAACAUGCUCUCCUGGAAUGGUGGCUCCAUCAAAAAGCCAAUGCUCAUCACCAGCAACCACACCAUUAAAAAGGAAGCUUGUGAAAUAUUUAAACUGGUGCAGAUCUACAUGGGUGACCGCCAGGCUCGGAUGGACCGGGAUCAUGUGGCUUUGAUCACUGUUGCCAAGUGCUGGAGCAUUCAAGGUUUACGGGAUGAGCUGUACAUACAACUGAUUAGACAAACAACAGACAAUAUGUGCUACCGAAGCCUGGCAUGGGGCUGGGAACUCAUGGCCAUCAGUCUGGCCUUUUUCUCCCCAUCACCCAAGUUCCAGUCUUAUCUAGAAGGCUAUAUCUAUCGUCAUCUCAACCAGGUCAAUGAUGAAAAUAUUACCCAGCGCAUUAAGGAGCUUCUGGAUAUGAAAAACAAAAAGAACUCAAAAUCCAGGAAAAAGAGGAAGCAAAAUUCAGAGGAUGAAGGUCUGCCUAUCAGCACUUAUGCCAGAUACUGCUACCGGAAGCUGCAAAAAGUUGCAGUCACUGGAGGAAAAAAGGGUCUCCGGAAGCCUACAAUUGAAGAGAUAAUACAUGCCAAGAAUGCUAUUGUAACACCUUCACUGUUUGGCAGUUCUCUGGAGGAAAUCAUGUUACGGCAGCAGGACAUGUAUCCUGAUAACAAGCUACCUUGGGUACAAACACAGCUGUCUCAGCAAGUUUUGGAACUGGGGGGAGAACAGACUGAGGGAAUAUUCAGAAUUCCUGGUGACAUUGAUGAAGUCAAUGCACUCAAACUACAGGUUGAUCAGUGGAAAAUUCCUAACAACGUUGGUGAUCCCAAUAUACCAGCUUCUUUGCUGAAGCUGUGGUAUCGGGAGCUGGAGGAGCCUGUCAUCCCACAGCAAUUCUACAAAGAGUGUAUCAGCAACUAUGAGAACCCUGAUGCUGCUGUAGCAGUAGUGGAGCUCCUGCCUGAGCUGAACAAAUUGGUUUUGUGUUACCUCAUCCACUUCUUACAGAUUUUUGCUCAGCCAACCAAUGUGGGCAAAACCAAGAUGGAUGUAAACAACUUGGCCAUGGUGAUGGCCCCAAACUGUCUGCGAUGCCAAUCUGAUGAUCCCAGAGUUAUCUUUGAAAACACUCGCAAAGAGAUGUCCUUCUUGCGCAUGCUAAUUGUGCACUUGGACACCAGCUUUAUCAAAGGAGUGGUGUGAAGGGUUGGCUUCAGGCAACACCAUGUGAAGGGAGCAAGGAUCUCUUGCCAGUAUUACCUUCUUUGAGCCAUGGAUCUUCCCCUCUGCAGGCUCCAGGUUCCUCGGGUUGCUUCUGUGGCUUUGACAGCUGUUUCCUCGCCCCAGCAACACCACUAAUGUCUCAAAGGAAACCCCAUAAUAAUGAAGUCAUCAUAUUAUAAAGGGUUUUGAGGCAUCAGGGAGCCAACUCUCAGACCAUGCUGUGAAGGCACUCCUAAGAACCUGCAGCAGUUGAUUCCUAGGAAGUCAAGAUGCCAGAGUUGGAACCACUUUGCAUUACACUGGGAAUCCACUGCACAUUCAAAGUGGAAUUGUUUAUUGGGAACCAACUGCUCUCAGAUACUGGGAUUUUGCUUCCACCACCUGAAGAUUGGAAACUUCACUCAUCAAGCUUCACCCCCAGAAGGAAAAGGGUUGUUGUCUUAGGCUGCUAUAGCACAUAUCCUGCCUAGGAGCAAACCUACUGCAGCCAGUACUGCCAUUCAAAUUGCUGGCUGCAUCCUUCUCCAACUCUUCUACCUGUCUUUGCUACCUUAAAACACACCACUCUUACCAAAGGUUCAGUUUGGCAGCGUGAGCUGUGGCUUCCGAUCCAGGUUGACUCUCCCCAUGCCUGGAGUACUUUUACUACUCAAUUCAUAUUAGAUGGACCAAGUGGAAGGCAUUGUUGGAAACAAAGGUCAAGCUAUUUAACAGCAACCUUUUCCCACAGUGAAAAACAGUCAUGGACUGGAGUUUGGGAGACUGCCUGUUGCUUUCUUCUCCUGCUGUAUAGUACCUUAGAAAGAGGCUGAUUAAAUUUCAAGCUAUUUUUUAGCCCAAAUAUACAUUUUCAUUGUUUGGGUUAGAUGUCUCAAAUGGCAAUGAUCCUUGUCCCUUUGAGUUUAAGCUAAGUCACAGCAAUGUAAAUAGCUUACAGAUUGUUUCUCCAUAAUGGAACUUUCUCUAUGUUAAAAACUGCAGUCAGUUAUGACUCCUGCUGCCUUUCUCCUCCUUACUCCAACAUAGACUAAAAUCAGGUAUCAAGUUGUUGUGAAUAUGUUAUGAGCAAACAUGAUCUGCUUGAAGGCUUUUACUGAGUUCAAGAUAUGCCUUUUGUUUUCUGCUUCCCACUCAGGCUUACAAAGCCAACUAGACAUAACACGAGAACUCCUUGAUCAGAUCUCCUGAUAUCUAUUUCUUUGGUUAAAAGAAGCUGUAAAGAGGCUGAAGUGGUUUGGAGCUGAACCCUUCGUGUCCUUUGCACUUUCCAGACUUAAAUUGCCCUUCCAAAGCUGCUGUUAGCUGAGAAGCAUGAUGCAGUGCAGUAGGAAAAUCAGUAUGUGUAUAAUAUCUGUCUCUUCCCUCAUCUCUGAACUUUAAGUUGGGCAAGUAAAGGGUUAAGUCCCCAAGUUGGGAGGAGUAAAGGGUUACGUCCCCACCAGUGACUGCUUUUUAAACCAAAGAAAAAGACAUUGGGAGAUCUGAUCAUGGAUUUCCUUCAUCCAUAAUAGUUAGGACCUCAGUCAGUACUUCUGGUUUGAAAAACACAGGUUGUAGUCUUAAGAUAGAAGAGAGCAAUUAUGCUAAGCAAGAAGAGCAGUUUGAUGCCAUAACACUCUGAACUUCAUUUCACCCUUUCCCAGAAAGUUGGAUUUUUCUCACCGAGGCUGAAGUCUUCUGACCACUUUGCCCCUCCACCAGUCAGGGAGUCAUUGCUGAUUAAGAGGAAGGGGGUAGGAGUAAGACUGCUGCCUCAGUACUUCUACACCUUUCUCUUGCCACUUUGCUGACACAUACCUGAAACAGGAGCCUUCCAUGUCCUUGCCUCUCUGUCAUUUUGGAAGUGGGUGUCGCUCCUUCAGAAAGCCCUUGAACAGACUUGCAGGCUUGGGUUCCUUGGGAAGAGGCCAGUUGAUGGAAAUGACAAGGACAGAAUCUUGGAAAAUUGAGUCAGGUUUUAUAUUCUUUUACAGUCAGUGCUUUGAGCCUUUCCUGUGCCAGUGUGAUGAGUCUUCGGAAUGAAUUAGUACUUCUCAGAUAGUGGUUGAUGUGAUCUUAAUGGCUAGAGGAACGCACAUUAUCCUUUGAUCUCCAGACACUGUGACUCUUACUAGAUUAUUCCAUCUCAUUAUGUGGAAUCAAAGUAUGCUACUGUUUCCCUAUUUGGGCCAGUUCUGCUGUAAAAGAUCCUUUAGCUUGGUUUAUUUGGUAAUGCCAAAGUUCCCAUUCACCUUUAUAGUGUGCCUUUUUCUAGCUAUCUUUUGAGAGUUAGCUUCUUUUCAAUUAAAUUAUCAAGAAAUUUGGGGAUUCUGAUUUCUUGUAUCUGAACAGAGCCAUUCUCUGGGACCCAAACUACAUGUAUGUGGACAUGCACAUCUCACUAGUAAUGUGGGGAAUAGGUGAUGCAAUUUGCAUUCAUGUUUCCCUACUUUACAUAAGGCAGGUGGCUACAGAAACUCCAUUGUAGCAUGUCACAUGACACUUUCACCCCUUACGUUGCCAGGGAGACACAUGUGGGUGAUAUCCACACAACUGCCCAUAACAUGUUGUUUGAGCUGAAUCCAGAAUUCAGGCAAUCACUGUGACAUGUGCAGAAUGCUCCUUGCUAUCUCUUACUGAGCUGCACUUGAUGAAGUAGAUAAGCCUGAGUUUUCCGAGGAGCUGGGUGCUAUUCAAAAAGGCUCCUUUUUCAGAAUUUGGCCAGUGCUGUUCACUCUUUGUGCCAGGUUGUUAGAACUGGAAUCCUAUAAACAGUUCUUUGGGGGCGAGUCCCAUCAAACUCAAACUUCUUCCCAAGUAAAUAUGUUGGAUUAGAAAAACUACUUUUGACACUUCCCAAACUUGCCUGAAACAGAGCACCUUGGGCCUGCUUCUAUUACAAAUCUUGAUAUAAAGUUAUUUUCUCUGUUUCAUACAGAGCUCAUAUCCAUGCAGCAUACUAAGGACUUGACUCUUGUUUGUGGCCAUACCAUAGAGUGGCUACAUUUUACACAAAUAAUUCUUUUUAAAAAUGGGAAGUGUUGACCAAUAUUUGGUAUGCCAUAUACCCCCGCUCCUUUAAAAAAAAGGCUUUUAAAACUUGUUUUGGGGUGUCCUCUGGGUGCACAGGUUUCCCAGAUUUAAACACUGCAGCCAACUACAGGGUGGGUAAUGAUUAAAAUUCCCCCUGGCACUUAAGUAUAACAGAAGCAUAGACAGGCCGCUAUAUUAAUGCUUUCCUCCCUCAAGGGCUGUAAAAUAGGCUAAAAAUUACACUGGAUAUUGUUUUCUUUUUGCCAACAUGUUUGUAAAUGUGAAUCAGCAAAACAUACUGUCCCUUACUGUUGUUAAAGAAUAAUUAAACAUCUGUGGUUCAUCA